AUGGUCCCUCCAGAAAGGGCUGAGUUUGGGGAGAUAGAUGCCUCGGAGAACUCAAUUGAUGGUAUGGGGGCUAUCAAUUUCGCAGAGGAAGAGGAUUGUGGCUUUUUUGGUCCGUCAUCCAAUAUUGCAUUCAUGCGUCAUAUCUCUCGUGCUAUUGCCAAAGGAAACCCACAGGGUGGCCAUGUUCCAUCUAUAUACUCUCCCGCACAGACCGGUGGCGGAAUGUUGAAUGUGUCAAGAUCCCGACCUUCAAUAGACGACUCUCGAGGUAAAGUACAAAUAUCCAGUGAGAAUGGGAUCAACGUUUUUGCUUUGCCCUCCGAAGAACGCACAUGGAGUUUGAUACAAAUUUAUUUCGAGAAAACCGGCCAGCUACUGCCAUUCAUCCACGAGGCAUCGUUUUGUGAGACUUAUUUCCGCAUGCGAGAAGAAAAUUUCAAUCGAGUACGUCGGACAUGGCUCGGAUUGCUCAAUAUUAUCUUGGCUAUUGCCACAAGCCUCAACACAGAGGGUGAUUUGCCUGCCGGCAGAAGAAUACAGGAGUCAGAUAUCUACUUCCAGAGGGCGAACGGGCUCUGCGAUAAGGAUUCCAAACGGAAUGCAAGUCUAGAGAUGGUGCAAUAUCUGUUGGUCCAGGGUCAAUAUCUGCAAGGAACCCAGAAAUCCGUUCAAGCGUGGACGACGCACGGUUUGGCUAUUUCGGCAGCGUUUCAACUUGGUCUACACUCACCCGAAGCCAACCGGCGUUUUUCGCCGGUGGAAAGUGAGAUUCGCAAGCGAACCUGGUUUGGUUGUAUUCUGCUGGACAGAACGUUGAGUAUGACCUUUGGUCGUCCCUGCACCAUUCCGGAAACAUAUGUGAAGCUGGAAAUGCCCGUCAAAGAUAUGCAGGUUCUUACCAGCACACCAAAGUCCGAAGCAUAUCCUCAGUUGGAUGUGCCUCAAAUUCUUGACGGCGAGCGUCAACUCCAAGAAUGGCGUUUUUCAAUUGUGCCCUCUCUUGGUAUCCGCCUCUGGCAUGAACCUUUACUUGCCGACGACUUAGCACACCUGGAUCCAGAAUCCACGAUUCGUCAUCGAUUUGGUAUCGUUCUCUCGGUUCGGUAUCACAAUCUACGCAUUCUUCUCUAUCGAAAGUUCCUAGAGUGCUUUCUGGAUGCAUACAGCGCCGAUGAUUCAGCUUCACAGGAAAAUAACCUCGUCCAGCAGAUGGGUUUUACAGGCGUCCAGAAUUGCCUUGAGUCUGCCAAAUCAAUAAUUUCCACUGUCCAUACCAUAACCUCAUCAGGAGGCUGGCGUCGUGGCCUUCUUGGGGCCUGGAACUACUCGCUUUACUAUACCUUCAACGCCGGACUCGUCAUCUUCGGGGCCCUUUUCAUCUCAUCCAAAGAAAGUCAGCACAACCCAGAACAAUGGCGCAUCAUUGAGAGUUCCCGACCAUACCUUGAUCUCGCAGCAGAUGCUUUGAGGCAUUUGGAUUCGGGUAAUAGAGUUAUCGAGCGAUGUGUCGAAUAUUUGACUCAAUUGUCCAUGGUUCUCAAAGCUACCACUUCAGGUGAACAGACCAUUCCUCGUAUCCCUGCCGGCCCUCACCUGCCACUGCCCGUUCCAGAUAUGAUUCCUCCGCACAAUGCAGACUACCCGAUGUGGUCCAAUGUAGACCUUGGUGAAUUUAUGAUGGACAAUGAUCUUGAUUUCCUGGGCCGAAUGUUCAAUUUCAAUCAUUCUCAUGACGCCCCAAUUUAG
Molecule: messenger RNA, 1746 nt
Organism: Penicillium verhagenii
Lineage: Eukaryota; Fungi; Ascomycota; Eurotiomycetes; Eurotiales; Aspergillaceae
Product: fungal specific transcription factor domain-containing protein
Exons: 7
Coding region: 1-1746 (581 amino acids)
Biological process (GO): DNA-templated transcription; positive regulation of transcription from RNA polymerase II promoter by galactose
Cellular component (GO): nucleus
Molecular function (GO): zinc ion binding; RNA polymerase II cis-regulatory region sequence-specific DNA binding; DNA-binding transcription factor activity, RNA polymerase II-specific
Source: RefSeq, a predicted model, not a curated record